AUGCUGACUGCGGCCAGUGUCUCCUGUGCUCACGUGCCUGACAAGUAUCCCAUCGAGGUGUAUCAUAUGCUACGGGAGAAGACUCAAUUCUCUCUUGGUCGGGACAAUCGUAUCAGGGGGACUUGGGGCCCGUGGAGCUCCUGGAGCGAGUGUUCGAGGACCUGCGGCACGGGGAUUCAGUCUCAAUCAAGAGAAUGCGUACCGCAUCAGAGACUGUUAAGGAAGCGGAGCAUUAUCUCGGAGAACAGCACAAGCAGCUCGCGGCCCAUUUGCAUCGGCACGUACAAGCGAUACCACACGUGCAACACGCAGAAAUGUCCGAACUUCCCGGAGGAUUUGCGGGCCGAACAAUGUGCCAAGUACAACGGAAGAAACUACAAGGGCGAGAGCUACGAUUGGGUCCCGUUUCUGGAUGUGCCGAACUCUUGCGCGCUCAAUUGCCGUGCCGUCGGCGAGCGUUUUUACGCAACGCUUGAACCGGCAGUAAUGGAUGGCACACCCUGCGACGCGCCGAAUCUUCGUGGACAUAACACCGGAAUUUCUAUGGAACGCACAGACCAGUGGCUCUGUGUCGCCGGACAAUGCAAGCCGGUAGGCUGCGACGGUGUGGUAGGUUCUGGCGUCACGAUGGACGCUUGUGGUGUCUGCGGUGGUCAGGGUAAAGGUUGUCGACUGUACGAGGGGAUUUUUAUGGAACCAAUCCUGCCAAGGGGUCAUCAACCUGUGACCACUGUACCGAAAGGAGCCAUGUCUCUCAACAUCUCCGAACUACGUUUCAGUAGUAACUUCUUAGCGUUGAGAGACAGCAACGGUAGUUACAUCCUGAAUGGACCACUGGCGUACAGUUCAAGCGGCACUUAUAAAGCGGCUGGCACGACAUUAACAUACCAGAGGGGUGACAGAAACCGCAUGGAGUGUAUCUUGGCGACUGGGCCACUGAACGAUUCUUUGCAUUUAGAGAUUCUGGCGCAGGAAAUGAACCCAGGAGUGCUUUACAAAUACAUGAUGCCGUUAAAGGAAGUGGCCGGUGGAAGGCCGUUGAUAGCACCGCCGCUUUUCGUGACAGGAUCCAUUGAUCGUGGCAACGAGAUACCCGAUUCGGAUGCCAGAGUCGCUUUGACCAUUCCCACGACCAGAAUAUCGAAUCAGAGGACCGAUUUAUCAUUGACGACCCACAAUCAAGAUCGUACCGGGACCCGUGACAGAGGACGGAAGGAAGAGAUGAAGCACUCGCCGAACAGGGUGAUGGCCGGCGACCAGCCAAAGUCGAAGGGCAAAAAGAAGAAACGUCUACGAUUCUCGUGGAAGGUUGGAUUGACUCCUUGCUCCAAGGAAUGCGGAGGAGGGAUUAAGACGGCGAUCUUCAAGUGCGUCCGCGAGGUGAACCAGAUGAUCGUGAACGACAAACGAUGUCGCAACGUGGGAAAGCCUCAGCAACUUCCUCCGUUACGCUGCAACGACAAUCCUUGCCCGCCUAGGUGGAGGGCCGAAGCGUGGGACGAGUGUUCGGUGUCCUGCGGCACCGGGACCAGAACACGGAAAUUAGAGUGCGUACAGGAGUUGAAUGCGAACCUGACAAUGCGCGUUGCAGCUGGUGCGUGCAUCCAACCGCCUGAUUUGAAAACCGUGGAGGCUUGUACGAAACCAGCCUGCACGAACAGCCCGGAAUUAAGGCAUAUGCACUCGCAACACGACACACCCAGAUGGGACGUCGGCCCUUGGGGCUCUUGCUCCACGACGUGUGGAAAGGGAGUUCGAAAUCGAACAGUCACUUGCAUCACACCGGGGAAGGCCUGUUCGGUGUACAACAAGCCCGAAGCUCAGAAGAUAUGCGAGUCCGCUCCUUGCGAGCGUAAUAGCGCGGAGCAAAGAGCGCCUUGGCUCUACUCGGAAUGGUCGUCCAAGUGUUCGGCGGAAUGUGGUGCAGGAAUGGAGACUAGGCAAGUGGCUUGCGCCGAUGGUAGCGAGCUAUUUUGUAAUCCCAAAGAGAGACCGGAAACGGAGAGGCUGUGCUUCGGAAGGGAGAAGAGCUGCGAUAGCGCGAAAUGGUUCACCGGUCCUUGGUCAUUCUGUUCCGUGUCGUGCGGAUUGGGUGUCCAGUAUCGAGAAGUCCUUUGCGUGGCAAGGACGGGGAACGAAUUCGUCGUGUUGCCUGGGAGCAACUGCAACGACUCGAGGCCAGCGAACGAGCAAGUGUGCAGAACGAGCGUAUGCACACCGACAUGGUUCACCUCGGACUGGUCGAAGUGCUCGGUAACGUGCGGCACCGGUGUGCAAACCAGACUGGUUCGUUGCAUCCUCGAGGGUGUCGGCACGUCGAGCUGCGAGGAAGCUGCGAGACCGAGCGAUCAGCAGCAGUGCAGUCUGGAGACGUGUAAAAAGGACACACCUCCGCCGAGCAAACCACCCAAGAAAGCUUACGAGGCGUCGUCGGAGUGCGUGGACAAGCACCCGAACUGCGCGUUGGUCGUGAAGAACGGUUUGUGCCGGAUAAAGUACUACAAGUACUCGUGCUGCCGUUGCCGCGAGUAGUUCGGAUCGGUCGCGAGAACGAGCCCACCCGUUAAUCGCAGGCAGGUUCGUCCCACCUCACGGUCGCCAACCGUUUUGUGUUCGAUUAAAAAAAUAACAGAAAUGAAAACGAAAAAAAGCACACGCAAGCUCGUAGUUUCUCUCUCCCUUAGUUCGAAUUGCGAAAACGCGACCGGGGAACAUUCGGGGCGGGGGAACCGCGGCGAGUACAAUAAGACUGUUACAAAGAGAGGAUUAUGUAUUAUUACGUGUAAUUUUAUUUAACAGGAUACAUCAGCUAAUUACCCGCGUAGCUUUAUAUUCGCCGUCUGUAUCUUAUCUUGCUCCCGUGGACGG
Habropoda laboriosa is the source of this 2868-nucleotide messenger RNA. Its product is annotated as thrombospondin type-1 domain-containing protein 4-like. Gene Ontology annotation, biological process: extracellular matrix organization. Bases 1 to 2532 code for a protein of 843 amino acids. NCBI's taxonomy places the organism in Eukaryota, Metazoa, Arthropoda, Insecta, Hymenoptera, Apidae. The transcript has 17 exons. Gene Ontology annotation, cellular component: extracellular matrix. Gene Ontology annotation, molecular function: metalloendopeptidase activity. The record is from RefSeq and is a predicted model, not a curated record.